UUGCAGUGUUCUCGUGAUUUGCAGUGUCUUGUCUUCACCGCUGGGCGGAGCUACAACCGCAAGCUUGACGUCUGCAGACAACAAGCGCCAUCUGUUUCCCUCGUCCUUCUCUAAAACAAAACGUCGAACAAUAGUGAAAUAUGGUGACGAAGCGAAUUAGGUCAGAAUACAUGAAGAAAUUUAAAGAUCCGAGAUGGGACACUUACGCAAAGUGUUACGAGGAUUUGCUGAAGUACAGACUGUCAAGACGGCUGUUGGAGCAAGCGCACAAGCCCUGGUUCUGGGGAGAAUGGGGGAGCGAGACAGGCUCCAGUGGUACAUCUACUCCUCUAAGUCGGAAUAAAGUUGAACCUGAGAGGAUCCAUGAUGAGAAAGCAGAACGAUCUGCUUGUGUGACACCAGAACCACCGGCAGAAGAAGAUCUGGACAGAGGCGCAGCAAACACCAAGCUAGUUGCCAGAGUUGCUGAGCAGAGUCAUCAAGAGGAGGAGAGAGCCAGAGAAAGCUCUCCUGCUCUCAAUCCAGAAACUGACACACAUAUCCUGAACUCACCAAAGAGCAAACGCCUCUCCUCACACAAGUUUACAAGAUCGAAGGUCAAGCCUCAUGCAACCAAAGACCCUGAAAAAGAAAAUCGUCACCCUUUUGCCCUGUAUGGUGGGGGAGAGAGACAGACAGAUAUGGCUUCCAAGAAAACCCAUAAUGUUGGUCCAGCAGCAUCAACUGCAGAGAUCCAUGAGUCAGCGAUGCGAGCAAGAACCCGACGAGAGGUGGAAAAACAGAUAAAGAGAUCUGACAAACAAAGAGCCAGAUCUGCUGACGUCGAAAAUAACAGAAAUAAGAUUGUCCCGGAUUUCAACCCCUGGAUGACAGAGUACAUGCGCUGCUUUUCAGCUCGUUCACGGUAGUAUUGCUUUCUGAAAUCCUUUGAAAAUGUCAGCGUCUGUCUAAACCUCUCAUACCAAUCGAGCCAAAAUACUGCACAUGAUGACUGGCGCAUCAGUCCAGCUCACUUCCCGUCUUCCAGAAUGGGCCACAAUAAAUUAUAACUCAAGUUUUCUUAGGGGUUUAUUUACCCCAUGGAUAUGUUGUAUUUACUGGUACAUAUCAAACAUGAAAACACAAUCAUUUGAUGCUACAGGGCAAAUUGUUAAACACUUGCAUUGUUGCAUGAUAUUUGUGAGCUGUGUAGAUUUACAGGCCAUGCGAUUUACCAGUGUCUCUUUGCACUCUUAGCCAACUACUUAAUGUUUUCAGACAAUUAUAGACACAUAAUUCUAUUUAUUUUAACGUUGUGUAUUAUCUACAUUGUGUUAGAAGUUAGGUUUAAUAUAAAGAAAUCAGUUUUUUACAGAAAUCUUUUGCGCCAAUGUGAAUCUUUGUAAUGUUGUGAUAGUCUCAAAUUGGCAAUCGAUCCAUUAUAUUAAUAUCUGCUUUCUUUUAUAAGAGAUGUAUUAUAUUUUACUUGUGUAUUCACACUGAAUGUGCAUUCCAUGUUGUAUUUAUUGUAUCAAAACAGUAAUAUCAAAAAGUCACUGGUAUCUGAAGCAUGAAACGUACACUGCAAAAUGAUAAAUCAAGUUUGAAUGAGAUCAUACACAGCAAAAUUAAUUUUAGCUGUCCAUCAAGCAUAACUUUCAAUUUGAUGCUAUUUGGUUUUUAGUAGCACUCAGGUAUUUCUUGUAUUUUAUGUAAUUUAUUAAGAAAUGAAAUUGGGAUAUUUGUACACCGUUUAUAUAAUGGUAUUGAACUAAUUUUGACUCGUCUCUAAACAAAUGUAAAGGGUAUGUUUUUUCCAAUGUCAUAUCUAAAUAGUGAUUUAUGGCAUGUACUAUGUGAAUAGUGUUGGUGUUAGGGUAAAAAAAAAUGAAGCCAUGUUUAUGAGCUAGAUUUAUAUGAUUAAUAUCCAUUCCACUGUCUGCUAUGGAAGCAGUUUUGAAGGGUAUUAAAGUUUAAGAGUUUAUAUUACUGCCUGUGAAACUGAGAUGUAAAUGUGAUAAUAGCUUUUUAACACUUUCUUUACAAAGACACAGUCUAGUAUUAUUUUUUUUAGUUUUCAGUCGUAACAUUGCUGUUACGAGAAUAGUAUGUUAUAAUAGUAAAAUAAAGUUGUUGUUUUUUUAUAAGUGUA
Messenger RNA from Carassius gibelio (silver crucian carp), 2131 nucleotides. RefSeq names its product centriole, cilia and spindle-associated protein. The record is from RefSeq and is a predicted model, not a curated record. The transcript is spliced from 4 exons. Gene Ontology annotation, molecular function: microtubule binding. Gene Ontology annotation, biological process: regulation of mitotic spindle assembly. Bases 141 to 908 code for a protein of 255 amino acids. Gene Ontology annotation, cellular component: ciliary basal body; ciliary transition zone; cytoskeleton. NCBI's taxonomy places the organism in Eukaryota, Metazoa, Chordata, Actinopteri, Cypriniformes, Cyprinidae.